Molecule: messenger RNA, 582 nt
Organism: Penicillium argentinense
Lineage: Eukaryota; Fungi; Ascomycota; Eurotiomycetes; Eurotiales; Aspergillaceae
Product: putative cell surface protein
Exons: 1
Coding region: 1-582 (193 amino acids)
Source: RefSeq, a predicted model, not a curated record
AUGAAGGUAUUCGCACCCCUUCUCUUCCUCGGUCUGGCUGGCCUCUCCAGUGCCCGCACCGAUCUUCUCGGCUGCAUCUCGUCUGCAACCACCAACCAAUGGCACGAAGCCAGUAUGAUCUGGUAUGUCGAGGAUACAGGCGAGAUCUGCGACUUCCCCGACUGCGGCGGAGGUCGUGCUCCUCCCAAGACCGACCAGCCUGGCUGUCCGCUGUAUUCCGGCACGGCCACCUUGACACCCAGCUAUCUGCUCGGAUGGGGCCCCAACGGCAAAAUGGCUGCUACUUCGUCCACUGCCUCGGAAACCGCAACCUCCUCUUCCUCUUCCUCUUCCUCGAAGAUAAAGGCGACGGACAAUCCUACCGAGUCGACGACCAUCCAGGAUUCUAUGGUUACUCGUGCACCAACCUUUUCGCCCAUUGUUUCUAUGACUUCGUCCACCUCGCCGAUUUCGAAGGCUUCUAACUCGACUUCCUCGGCCACGACGACUACUGGGACUGGAAAUGCCGCUGGUAUUUCGUCCGCAAAUAUGGCUGGCGCUAUGGCGAUUGUGAUGGCCGUUGUGGGAGGCAUUGCCCUCUAA